AUGGUCAUGUGGCAUGAAAUUCGAAAACAUGAGAAAAAACUACGAGGAAUUAUGGUCGAUUAUAAAAAACGUUCAGAACGACGCAAAGAAUAUUAUGAAAAAAUUAAACGUGACCCAGCUGAAUUUUUACAAAUAUGGGGGCGACCGUGCAAGAUACAUUUUGAUCAAGCUGUUGCAGCUGCUGGCGAUAAUCCAUCGACAAUGACACCAUGGCGUGAUGAUCCAAAUACAAUAAUCGAUCGCUUUGAUGUUCGCGCUCAUUUGGAUAUUAUCGAUGAAAUGAAUCUAAACAUAUCUAAUGCUAAAGAAGCAAACGAAUUGUCUGAAGCCGAACGAAAUGAAGAGCGAAUGUGUAAUUAUGAACGAUAUCGAGUAUUAGUACAAUAUGAAGCGGCGGGAGUUUCCGAAGAGCAAACAUUACGUGAAAUUGAACUAGAUGAAAAAUUUGGUGUUAGAGAGGAUGUACAUCCGUAUGUGGAAAAGAAGAAACCAAAUGAAAAGAAAGCAGAAAUUGGAUUUCUUUAUGACGAUUCUGCUAUACCAUCAACAUCAAAGAAACAACCUCAGCAUUCAACAAUGUUAGCUGGAGAUAAUGACACAGAUUCAGAAGAUGAAGAUGAUACAUUCGAUUUAGAUUUACAAAUUGAUGUUGAUCAAUUAACAAGUGAUAGUAAAGCAAUAUUUAAUAAAUGUGCAAUGAGUUAUGGAAUGGAAUUUGGAGAUUUUGUACGUAUGUUAAUAUUGGAUAAAGAGGAAUUAGAAAUCAUACGCGAAAAUAAACUUAUUGAGCAAGAAAAACAACAAUUUUCAGUAAAGGGUCGUAAAGCUAGACGUGAACGUCGUUUGGCGAAAGAGAAACGCCUUCGUGAACGAGACUUCAGUCCACCGAGUUAUAUGGCACGUGAAUUACCCAAACAUAAUCCAUAUGAAUCGACACUUCGUGAUCAAAAAUCUCGUUCGAAAUCUCGUUCACAAUCGCCUGUCGGUCCACCUGUAAAAGAAAAAAUUCAAUUCAUAACAGCAUUUGGUGGUAGUGACGAUGAACAACAAAAACAGCGACAUCAAAAUGGUUCACCUCGUGCAAGUAAACGAUCAUCUUCUACAACAACACCGAAAUCUAAAUCUUCAGCGAUUAAAAUUAAUGUCAAAGACGAUAAUAAAAAGCGAACAUCGAAACCAAUAAGUAAAUCGUUAAUUGAAGAAUGUCUGCAAGUUAAACAAAAACUAGAACCAACGCCACCGCCUCCUCCCAAACCAGUUUUAUCAACUACACCAGUUGUAUUACCACCUGUGAUAAUACCUCAUUUGGCAAAGAAAAAUGAUGAUCUUCGUGAGAGACUGUCAACAUUACAAAAAUUAAAAGAUACAUCACCUGUCUUAACGCUGACUGAUGAUCUCGAUGAUACAUUGAGUACCACAACUACCAAACGCAAUCAAUUUUUGCCAAAUUUAACAUCAUCUCCAGAUUUGAAUCGAACAACUUCUCCUACCAUAAAAAUCAAAAAUAAAUCCUUAUAUGAAAGUAAUAGUUAUCAACUAGAUACAAAUGAUAGUAAAAGUGACAGCGAUCCAAGUGAUGACGAUGAUCGAAAUUCAGAUGAACAAGCAUUGAAACAAUAUCUCAAACGAAAAGAAGCAAGAAAGAAAGACGGAAUUGAUACGAAGAGUAAGAGCAGCAAUGAACCCAACAUCAAAAAUGAAUCAUUUAAUAAACCAAAUGAAUUCAAAGUACAUCAGGAAAAAUUACGUCGACGAAUGCAAACAUUAUUGAAAAAACAAUUUAAAAAAGAUAAAGAAGUGCAACGGGAAAGAGAAGAACGAGAAGAAAAAGAACGAAUGGCACGUGAAGCAGAAUUAAGACAUUUAUCAACUCAAUUAAGAAAACGUGAUCGGGAUAAACGGUAUCGAUCAUCAAACAGAAGUGAUUCAGAUGAUAAUGAACGAAGUAAAAGUAGAACAAGAUCAAGAUCAAGAAGUUCAAGUCAAUCAGAUAAAAGUCGUUACAAUAACCACAAUGAAUCGCGUGCGGAGCGCACGCGUACACCUUCUCCGCCACCAUUUCCAAUUACAUCUCGUCAUGAUCGUUCUCACCCGUCUUCAUCUUCAACAUCACAUAACUAUUCUGAAAUUUUUGCUAAUUCACCAUUUUUUAACCGUGUUGUACGAUCAAAUCCACAUUCACGCGUUUCCUCAUCAACUACGAAAAAAGAAAAUCGUUCUCGUACUCGUUCUCGUUCAUCAUCUUUAUCACCGUCACCUACAUCACAAAAACAAAAAUUUCAAAGAAAACGAAAACAUUCAUCGACCACAUCCUCUACAGAUUCAAAGUCGCCAUCACCACAGCGUAAAACGAAUAAAAAAAAGAAUCGUCCAAAACAUCGAUCGUCUAGUUCAUCUCGAUCAGCAACUCCACCUUCUUCUCGACACAGAAUACAAGAGAAGAAUCAUAAUAAAAAAUCGUUAAAACUUGUGGAUUAUGAGUAG
Molecule: messenger RNA, 2484 nt
Organism: Didymodactylos carnosus
Lineage: Eukaryota; Metazoa; Rotifera; Eurotatoria; Philodinida; Philodinidae
Source: the annotation of a GenBank genome assembly